GGGGGGCGGAGGAGGAGGAGGAGAGACGAGGGCAGCGGAGGAGGCGAGGAGCGCCGGGUACCGGGCCGGGGGAGCCGCGGGCUCUCGGGGAAGAGACGGAUGAUGAACAAGCUUUACAUCGGGAACCUGAGCCCCGCCGUCACCGCCGACGACCUCCGGCAGCUCUUCGGGGACAGGAAGCUGCCCCUGGCGGGACAGGUCCUGCUCAAGUCCGGCUACGCCUUCGUGGACUACCCCGACCAGAACUGGGCCAUCCGCGCCAUCGAGACCCUCUCGGGUAAAGUGGAAUUGCAUGGGAAAAUCAUGGAAGUUGAUUACUCAGUCUCUAAAAAGCUCAGGAGCAGGAAAAUUCAGAUCCGAAACAUCCCUCCUCACCUGCAGUGGGAGGUGCUGGAUGGACUUUUGGCUCAGUAUGGGACAGUGGAGAAUGUAGAACAAGUCAACACAGACACAGAAACUGCUGUUGUCAACGUCACAUAUGCAACAAGAGAAGAAGCAAAAAUAGCCAUCGAGAAGCUAAGCGGGCAUCAGUUUGAGAACUACUCCUUCAAGAUUUCCUACAUCCCGGAUGAAGAGGUGAGCUCCCCUUCGCCCCCACAGCGAGCCCAGCGUGGGGACCACUCUUCCCGGGAGCAAGGCCACGCCCCUGGGGGCUCUUCUCAGGCCAGACAGAUUGAUUUCCCGCUGCGGAUCCUGGUCCCCACCCAGUUUGUUGGUGCCAUCAUCGGAAAGGAGGGCUUGACCAUAAAGAACAUCACUAAGCAGACCCAGUCCCGGGUAGACAUCCAUAGAAAGGAGAACUCUGGGGCUGCAGAGAAGCCCGUGACCAUCCAUGCCACCCCAGAGGGGACCUCUGAAGCCUGCCGCAUGAUUCUUGAAAUCAUGCAGAAAGAGGCUGAUGAGACCAAAUUAGCCGAAGAGAUUCCUCUGAAGAUCUUGGCCCACAAUGGCUUAGUUGGAAGACUUAUUGGAAAAGAAGGCAGAAAUUUGAAGAAAAUUGAACAUGAGACAGGGACCAAGAUAACAAUCUCAUCCUUGCAGGAUUUGAGCAUAUACAACCCUGAAAGAACCAUCACUGUGAAGGGCACAGUCGAGGCCUGUGCCAAUGCAGAGGUAGAGAUUAUGAAGAAGCUCCGUGAGGCCUUUGAAAAUGAUAUGCUGGCUGUUAAUCAACAAGCCAAUCUGAUCCCGGGGUUGAACCUCAGCGCACUUGGCAUCUUUUCAACAGGACUGUCCGUGCUGCCUCCACCAACAGGGCCCCGAGGAGCUCCCCCCGCUCCCCCUUACCACCCUUUCGCUACUCACUCCGGAUACUUCUCCAGCUUGUACCCCGCUCACCAGUUUGGGCCGUUCCCGCAUCACCACUCCUACCCAGAGCAGGAGAUUGUGAAUCUCUUCAUCCCGACCCAGGCUGUAGGUGCCAUCAUUGGGAAGAAGGGGGCGCACAUUAAACAGCUGGCUCGAUUCGCUGGGGCCUCCAUCAAGAUUGCCCCGGCAGAAGGCCCAGAUGUCAGCGAAAGAAUGGUCAUCAUCACCGGCCCACCUGAAGCCCAGUUCAAGGCCCAGGGGCGGAUCUUUGGGAAACUGAAGGAAGAAAACUUCUUUAACCCCAAAGAAGAGGUGAAGCUGGAAGCGCACAUCAGAGUGCCCUCUUCUACAGCUGGCCGGGUGAUCGGCAAGGGCGGCAAAACCGUGAACGAACUGCAGAACUUAACCAGUGCAGAAGUCAUCGUGCCUCGUGACCAAACGCCGGAUGAAAAUGAGGAAGUGAUCGUCAGAAUUAUCGGGCACUUCUUUGCUAGCCAGACUGCACAGCGCAAGAUCAGGGAAAUUGUACAACAGGUGAAGCAGCAGGAGCAGAAAUAUCCUCAGGGAGUCGCCUCACAGCGCAGCAAGUGAGGCUCCCACAGGCACCAGCAAAACAACGGAUGAAUGUAGCCCUUCCAACACCUGACAGAAUGAGACCAAACACAGCCAGCCAGCUCGGGAGCAAACCAAAGACCAUCCUGAGGAAUGAGAAGUCUGCGGAGGCACCGGGGACUCUGCAGAGGCCCUGAGAAUCCCAGGGGCCAGGAGGAUGGUGGGAGGUCAGACCGGGUCCCUGCCCGGCCUCCUGCCUCCCCCAGGGCCUCUGCAGGCUUCCCAGCCAUCCACUGCACCAUCCACUCGGAUCUCUCCUUACCUCCUACAACGCUAUCCCUUUUAGUUGAACUAACAUAGGUGAACGUGUUCAAAGCAAAGCAAAAUUCACACCCUUUUCUUUUUGUGGAAAUUGUCUCUGUACAUGUGUGUACAUAUUAGAAGGGAAAAGAUGUUAAGAUAUGUGGCCUGUGGGUUACACAGGGUGCCUGCAGCGUUAAUAUAUUUUAGAAAUAAUAUAUCAAAUAACUCAACUAACUCCAAGUUUUAAUCAAUUAUUAAUUUUUUUUUUCUUUUUAAAGAGAAAGCAGGCUUUUCUAGACUUUAAAGAAUCAAGUCGUUCUUUGGGAGGUCUAAUGGUUUAGUAAGGAGCUUCGAGACCACCCACACAAAUUCACCCGAGGGGAAUCUCGGAAGGACACUCACAGCAGUUCUGGACCACCUGUGUAUGUCAACAGAAGGGAUACCGUCUCUCUGAAGAGGAAACUCUGUCUCUCUUCAUCCCUGUCUAGCUCACACACCCAUUUCUCUUUGCUUCACAGGUUUUAAACUGGUUUUUUGCAUACUGCUAUAUAAUUCUCUGUCUCUCUCUGUUUAUCUCUCCCCUACCUUCUCUCCCUCCCCUUCUUUUCCAUCCCCAUUCUUUUUAAUUCCCUCAUCCCUCUUUCUCAAUUCCCAGUAUCUACGCACCCCCCCAGGCAAAGCAGUGCUCUGAGUAUCACAUCACACAAAAGGAACAAAAGCGAAACACACAAACCAGCCUCAACUUACACUUGGUUACUCAAAAGAACAAGAGUCAAUGGUACUUGUCCUAGCAUUUUGGAAGAAGAAAACAGGAACCCAUCAAACCAACCAACCAAACAAAGAAAAAUUCCACAAAGAAAGAA
Molecule: messenger RNA, 3026 nt
Organism: Neofelis nebulosa (Clouded leopard)
Lineage: Eukaryota; Metazoa; Chordata; Mammalia; Carnivora; Felidae
Gene: IGF2BP2
Product: insulin like growth factor 2 mRNA binding protein 2
Exons: 16
Coding region: 100-1899 (599 amino acids)
Biological process (GO): regulation of gene expression; nervous system development
Cellular component (GO): cytosol; nucleus; cytoplasm
Molecular function (GO): mRNA 3'-UTR binding
Source: RefSeq, a predicted model, not a curated record